Molecule: messenger RNA, 585 nt
Organism: Oncorhynchus tshawytscha (Chinook salmon)
Lineage: Eukaryota; Metazoa; Chordata; Actinopteri; Salmoniformes; Salmonidae
Product: syntaxin-binding protein 4-like
Exons: 6
Molecular function (GO): protein binding
Source: RefSeq, a predicted model, not a curated record
AUGGGUUGUACAGUCAGUCCUCACCUUCACCCAGGAGAGGGUGUGAUCCAGCUGAUCUCUGUAGCCCGCUCCUCUAGUCUGGGCAUCACCAUCGGCGGAGGCUCCAAUAGACCGGACGGCCCUGCGGUCUUCAUCCAAGAGGUUCUGUCUGGGGGAGACUGCCACAGGGAUGGGCGCCUGAGGCCAGGGGAUCAGCUCAUUGCCAUCAACAAGGAGUCCUUGAUAGGUGUGACCCACGAGGAGGCUAAGAGCAUGGUCAACAAGGUCAAAUUCAGUCAAGAGGCGGUGGUGGAGGUUGCUUUCAUCCCUGGUAAAGGUCCGUUCCCCAACAGCACGUCUUUACACAAUGGUGUCCAGCGUGGCGUUGGCAACGGGUACAGCUCCGGGCGCUUAAAAGUCCACGUCAGAUCACCAGAGAUCCGUACGGGGGAACCUGCCCCACUGCCUUCUCCCUCCCCUGACAUCUGCCCUCCAGAUAUACACAUUUCAGGCUCGGCCUCCACCCAGAGAACAGUGUUGUCUGCAGCCAAACCCAAGAUCACCCUGGACCCUCACAUACGCCUCAAGUCUGAUAAACUGGACCUG